This is a messenger RNA of Haliotis rufescens (red abalone), 1349 nucleotides long. RefSeq lists its product as uncharacterized. NCBI's taxonomy places the organism in Eukaryota, Metazoa, Mollusca, Gastropoda, Lepetellida, Haliotidae. The record is from RefSeq and is a predicted model, not a curated record. The transcript has 13 exons. The coding region runs from base 43 to 1227 and encodes 394 amino acids.
GAAAUUUUUACGCAAGAUAACAAGACAGUCUGUGACCUGUUCAUGAAAAGAAGAGCCUCCCACGGGACACCUCGCGCCCACCACGCCCGCAUGUCUCGUGCAUACCUUCUCGUAUUUGUCCAUCUCGGGUUGGCUGCUGUGAUAUGCGCCUCUACACCAUCAGAGCUGCACAACGCAUGGCUUUGUCUCCACUGCACGGGGGUGGAGGACCCAUCUGAAUGUAACGCUUUCAGACUCUGCCAGGAACCGAUGAUCUGCUUUGCCUCCAGCUACGUCUCUCCAUCAGGACGGGUUCUAUACGACAUGGGCUGUAGCGAUGCGCUGAAUCUGGCAAAGAUGACAUUUGCGCCAAGUCCAUCGUUGCCGGCUCAGAUGACCUUGCCCGCGGGGUCUGACCAGAAUCGAUAUCUGUGUGACCGGCUGUGUUUUUCUCAUUUCUGCAACUACAGACUGUGUCCGAGUUAUAAAUCGCAGACGAAUAUUCGCUGUGUGAGCUGCACUGACGUCAGUCAUCCUAACCGAUGUGAAAGAAUAAAAACAUGUACCGCCCACGAGACGUGCAUGUAUCGGACUUACAUCAACGACGUCUUAGAGAUUCGGUACGCGAUGGGCUGCAUGUCCAAGCGGAUAUGCGACACACACGAGGGAAGGAGGCGGCAGUUAACUAUUGAUUGUUGUGAUACGGAUUUCUGCAACAUGCUGUCUGCUAUAGGGGUACCAUUGACGUCUACAUCUACAACAUCGACAAGUGAUUUCACUACUGUUGACGUGAAAACUACAACACUUACCCUAAUCACGACUACAACUACUACCUUGAUUCCGACAAUAACGACUUCAACAACAACGCCUUCUACAAGUAUAACAACCACUACACCGAGCACCACACAACGAAUUGCAGAUGGGCCGUUGUGCUUGUCCUGUCAGUCAUUCAGUCAGCGGAAAGGAUGCUCUACUCUAUCAACUUGUCGGUCGGACCAGAUGUGUUAUUUUUCUGUGAACCAAUCGGAAAAGGGACUGACGUAUUCCGCGGGGUGUUCGUCGAAAACACUUUGCAGUGGAUUUGGAAGUACACUCAUUGGAAAGAGAUCUGAAGAAUUACCGAGACGCCUCGAUCCCUUUGAGAUGAAGAGAGACGCGUCCCUUCAACGAUGCUUUCAGUGUUGCGAUUUCAACUUCUGUAACUAUGAUCUGUGUCCGUCCAUCUUACGAUCAACACCUGUGGGAUGAAAAGAUGCCAGGUGCGGAAAAAAAGGAAGGGUAUUGCUCCUCAGUGUUUGAUACAUGUGUAUGAAUAUCAUCACUAUACAAAUUUAUUCUUCAUUAAAUGAAUUGAUUUCUAAUAGACGUUU